AUGCUCAGGCCGCGCGCCGCGCCGCCGCCGCCGCCCGACGCCGAGGUCACGUUCGUGCUGCCGGCGGGGCGCCGCGAGUGCUUCUACCAGGGCGCGCCCGGCAACGCCUCCAUGGAGGCCGAGUACCAGGUGAUCGGCGGAGCCGGGCUGGAUGUCGACUUCUCCUUGGAGAGCCCCUCGGGGCUGCUGCUGGUCAGCGAGUACCGGAAAUCGGACGGGGUGCACACCGUGGAGCCCACGGAGGCCGGCGACUACAAGCUCUGCUUCGACAACUCCUUCAGCACCAUCUCGGAGAAGCUGGUGUUCUUCGAGCUCAUCUUCGACAGCGCCCAGGACGAUGACGACGACGCGGACAACUGGAUGGAGGCGGUGGAGCCCGAAGACAUGCUCGAUAUCAAGAUCGAGGACAUAAAGGAAUCCAUCGAGACCAUGAAGAGCCGCCUGGAGCGGAGCAUCCAGAUGCAGACGCUGCUGCGAGCCUUCGAAGCGAGGGACCGCAACCUGCAGGAAAGCAACCUGGGCCGGGUGAACUUCUGGUCGGCGGUGAACCUGGGCGUGCUCGUGGUGGUGGCCUUCCUCCAGGUGUACAUGCUGAAGAGCCUCUUCGAGGACAAGAGGCAGGUGCGGACGUAGAAGGCGGCCGGGACGGGGCUCUGCUGCCCGCAGGGACGGUACGGAGCCGACGGCAGAGCCGGAGGGACGCGCGCCUUUCCGCCCGCUCGACUGACUACAUCUCAAACUGCUGCUUCUCCCCUCCCCGCCCUGGCUGCGGGGAUUAAAACCAGCCAGAUUUUACCCCC
This is a messenger RNA of Rhea pennata, 800 nucleotides long. It is a transcript of the gene TMED1, whose product is annotated as transmembrane p24 trafficking protein 1. Bases 1 to 633 code for a protein of 210 amino acids. Gene Ontology annotation, cellular component: Golgi apparatus; COPII-coated ER to Golgi transport vesicle; endoplasmic reticulum-Golgi intermediate compartment. The transcript has 5 exons. Lineage: Eukaryota; Metazoa; Chordata; Aves; Rheiformes; Rheidae. Gene Ontology annotation, biological process: intracellular protein transport; endoplasmic reticulum to Golgi vesicle-mediated transport; Golgi organization. The record is from RefSeq and is a predicted model, not a curated record.